AUGAGGCUGAAUGCCAUUGCCAAGGCCAUGGCCAUGCAGACCCUCCUCUCGAUCUGCAUUUCUUUUGUAGCCCUCAGGAGUGUCACGGCCCAAUAUGUUGCCAACACGGAGGCUCUCAUCAUCAAGGAAAUCGAACAUCUUUACUUCGAUGCUGCCCCCGCUGGCAUGUUGUCUGCCAUUACACCUUGCUCGAAUUACUAUGACCCUUCUACUGGUGCUUCCAACAACAGCCUUGGCAGAAACACUGCAGCCGAGUGGAUCCGUAUUGCUUUUCAUGAUUUCGUGACAGCAAACAUCUACAGCGAAACAGGCGGCAUCGAUGCUUCCAUUGGCUUCGAGACCACACGUGCCGAGAAUGUUGGCCCAGCCUUCAACGAUGCCCUUACAUUUUUCAGCUAUUUCAUUAACGACAAAGUAUCGAUGUCCGACCUCAUAGCCUUAGGGACCGUAAUGGCGGUUGGAGCUUGUGGAGGCCCUCACAUCGAAAUGAAAGGUGGCCGUAUCGAUGCCACUGCUGCUGGACCGUCUGGUGUUCCUGAGCCCGAGACUGAUCUCCAGGACACAUUGGAUGAUUUCUCGAAUGCUGGUUUUAAUACUGAUGAUACCAUUACACUCACGGCCUGCGGGCAUUCUAUGGGCGGAGUGCAUCACAGCAGCUUUCCUCAGGCCGUGCCAGCCAGCGCAGUCUCGUCCACUAACACAGAUGGUCGAAUUGCAUUCGACGAAACUGUGUCCGGCUUCGACAUUGAUACCGUAAAUGAUUAUGUUCAUGGCACAGGCGAUAAGGGCGGCCCUUUGGUCACGACUGCCAAUAAGACAGUGAAUUCGGAUUUCCGCCUUUAUAACUCGGAUUCAAACGACACCAUGACCAGACUUUCAGCGUCUGCUAGUUACUUUGCAGGCCAAUGUUCAGCCAUUCUUCAGAGGAUGAUUGAGACCGUACCGCAGGAAGUCAGUCUGACGACAGCGGUGGAUCCAACGGCGACUACUAAUCUGAGGCCAUACGGUAUCGCGCUCAGCGUUAAUUGGAAAGGCACCAUGACCCUUACCGGAUACUUUAGGUACAUCCAAAUCUCUGGAGCCGCCGCUGCCCCGAGUACCUUACCUAUUACCCUCAUCAACCGUGCCGGGAAAACAACCACAACAUCCGUCACAGCCUCCGUCUCCUCCUCCGACACCGGAACCGGCAUCUGGGGCCCAACCCACUCCUACCCCUUCACCCUCUCUUUCCCAGCCAGCGUCGGUCUCUCCGGCCUCGCCGCCUCCGGCCAAAAUUUCACGUUCCAAGACACCAUGUUCGCCGUCACAGCUCUCUCAUCCGUCUCUCCCACGCUUCCAACCUUCGCCGCAAGUCCCUCCAUCAACACCGUCUCGACGUACUCCCUCAACACGACCGUCGCUUACCUCACAAGCUCCCCUCCGACGUCGCUAACGGCGACGUUUGCGAUACCGAUGGCGCAGACGGGAAGCGUGAGUCCCUAUAUCGACACUUCGACGACGGCUACGCUGGCGUUGAUCGGGCAGACGACGGGGGGGUUCGCGCUCUAUAGUGCCGUGACUAAGCAUAGCGUUAGUGCGAAGCAGGCGUUUGGGAGUAGUGUGGACGUCGCUGUUUCAGGGCAGGCGGCCGCGUUGCAGUUUUAUAAGCCGUUCGACGCGAAUCAGUGA
Molecule: messenger RNA, 1668 nt
Organism: Letharia columbiana
Lineage: Eukaryota; Fungi; Ascomycota; Lecanoromycetes; Lecanorales; Parmeliaceae
Exons: 5
Coding region: 1-1668 (555 amino acids)
Biological process (GO): response to reactive oxygen species; cellular response to oxidative stress; hydrogen peroxide catabolic process
Molecular function (GO): peroxidase activity; heme binding
Source: RefSeq, a predicted model, not a curated record